GUCAAUUUUUACUUUUAUGCAAAACAUCCGCUCACAUUUCCUCUUACCAUUAGCACUAACUAAAGAAUUUAAUUACAUUUAAGUCCCUAAAAUAUUCCGAAAAUGGCUGAUAGAAUGCAGCGACCAGGUGGGACAGCAAUGGGAGGAGGUGGGUUUGGGACUAUUGCAAGGCGCAGAGCUCGUGGUCGAGGCCGUGGCCGAGGAAGAGGCAUGAGAGGUAAAGAAGGCGAAAAAGAAUGGGCCCCUGUAACCAAACUGGGCAGACUUGUUAAAGAAGGAAGAAUUAAAUCUAUUGAAGAAAUAUAUAUGUUCUCGAUACCCAUAAAAGAACAUGAAAUUAUUAAUCAUUUUUUUCCAAGCAAUUUGAAAGAUGAAGUAUUAAAAAUCAUGCCUGUUCAAAAACAAACAAGGGCAGGGCAAAGAACACGAUUUAAAGCUUUUGUUGUUAUAGGUGAUCAUAAUGGUCAUAUAGGAUUGGGUGUUAAAUGUUCAAAGGAGGUUGCGACAGCAAUUAGAGGUGCAAUCAUAUUAGCUAAAUUAUCCUUAAUUCCAGUUAGGAGAGGAUAUUGGGGAAAUAAAAUAGGAAAACCACAUACUGUGCCUUGUAAAGUAACUGGAAAAUGUGGAAGUGUAACUGUUAGAUUGAUCCCUGCACCAAGAGGAACUGGUAUAGUAGCUGCUGGUGUUCCUAAAAAAUUGCUUCAGAUGGCUGGUAUAGAAGAUUGCUACACCUCAUGUAGAGGUUCCACUUGUACUUUAGGAAAUUUUGCUAAAGCUACAUAUGCUGCCAUUUCUAGAACUUAUAGCUAUCUUACACCUGAUUUAUGGAAAGAAACAAAAUUUCAAUCUAUACCUUAUUUAGAAAACUCAGAUUUUUUGUCAAAAAAUAAAUAUGGAAUGCAAGAACCCAAGAAUUACUAAGACUAUAUAUAAUUUUAAAUUAAUUUAUCGAAUA
Molecule: messenger RNA, 955 nt
Organism: Gordionus sp. m RMFG-2023
Lineage: Eukaryota; Metazoa; Nematomorpha; Gordioida; Chordodea; Parachordodidae
Product: small ribosomal subunit protein uS5-like
Exons: 5
Coding region: 103-921 (272 amino acids)
Biological process (GO): translation
Cellular component (GO): ribosome; cytosolic small ribosomal subunit
Molecular function (GO): RNA binding; structural constituent of ribosome
Source: RefSeq, a predicted model, not a curated record